CUCUGACUCUGACUCUGAGUGAGCGGCAGCCAGAAACAAGAAUGCCGCUGCGGCUGCCGCGUCACCGCCGCCACCUCGCGCCGGCACCAUGCGUCGGCCAGAGCCGUGCGGCGGCUUCGUGGGCCGCCGCCGUAGCCGACCACGCGCGCGCAGGCCGCCACGCCGCCGCGCUCACCGUCUUCCGACGCGUCCUCGCCGCCCACCCGGCCGCGGCCGCCGACGAGCUCGCCUACUCGGCGCUCCUCCGCUGCCGCGACGCCCGCCUGGGCUAUCAGAUACACGCGCAGGCGUGCCGCCGGGGCCUCGCCGCCUCCAACCCCGUCCUCGCCUGCUCCCUGCUCGCCUUCUACUCCGCCGCCCGCUCCGACCUCCCGGCCGCCGCCAGGCUGUUCGACGAAAUGCCAAUGCCGCGGAGGGACGCCGUCGCCUACACCGCCAUGAUGUCGGCUUUCAUCCGCGCCGGCGACUGGGCCCGGGCCCUGGCGCUCUACCCUCGCAUGCUCGCCGCCGGCGACGCGCCGCCCACCGAGCACACCUUCGCCAACCUGCUGGCACUCUGCGCCUCCAGGCAGCUGUGCUGCCACGGGAGGCAGCUCCACGCGCAGCUCCUCCGCUGGGGGGCCGACCUCAACCUGGUGCUCAAGACCGCGCUCCUCCACAUGUACUCCAGCUGUGGCUUCAUGGACCACGCGCACGCCGUGCUCUGCUCCACGCCCGACACGGACGUCGUGCUCUGGACGGCCAUGAUUGCCGGCUACUCACGCGCAGGAGACCUCCAGGCCGCUCUGCGCAUGUUCCGUCACAUGGAACAGGCUGGCGUGCUGCCCAGUGCCUUCACCUUCUCCGGGAUCAUCACCGCCUGUGCUUCUUCUUCCUCUGCCCAGCCCCAGGCGUCACAGACUGGACGGCAGCUCCAUGCCCGCGUCUUCAAGUUUGCUCUGGAGCACGACAUCUCUGUCUGCAACGCGCUCGUCGACUUGUACAGCAAGUCGUCCGCCCGUCUGCUCGACCUGCUCCAUGCGUUCAGUGCCACAGACAGCCCGAAUGUGGUGUCCUGGACUGCCUUGAUCUCUGGACUUGCACGCCAUGGCAGAGACAAGGAUGCAUUUGCGGCGUUCGCAGAGAUGCGGGCCAGCGAGGUGCAACCCAACUCAUUCACCGUCUCCACCCUUCUCAAGGGCUGUGGCUCCUCAGAAUCUUUCCUACAUGCUACAAAAAUCCAUGCUUAUGUGCUCAAGACCAGCCUUGGGUCUUUGGAUGUGUCUGUUGGGAACUCGCUGGUCGAUCUUUAUUCCAGGUUUGCAAGAAUGGAUGACGCGUGGGCAGUCGCGACAACAAUGGUCUGUGCAAGGGACAACCUCACAUACACAAGCCUUGCAAAGGGGCUGAAUCAGAUCGGCCUUCCAAGCAAGGCCCUUGAGUUGGUGGUCCUCAUGUUUCGUGAGGAGGUUCGUAUCGACGGUUUCAGUCUCGCCUGCUUCCUCUCUGCCGCUGCGACCUUGCCAUCCGUAGUGCCUGGAAAGCACUUGCACUGCUGCUCGCUGAAAUUGGGAUUGAGCAGUCAGGUCCCAGUUUCCAACAGCCUUAUCAACAUGUACAGCAAGCAUAAGUGUGUGGAGGAUGCUAAGAGCGUUUUCCACUCAAUCAGGGAGCCAAGUGUCGUGUCGUGGAACGCACUAAUAUCUGGGCUGGCAUACAACAAUGAGUGCUAUUAUGAAGCGCUGUCGGUUUUCGAAGACAUGACAUUGGCUGGGGCACAGCCUGAUAGUAUCACUUUCUCUGCUGUGCUUUAUGCCUGCACUCAUGGUGGCUUCGUUGACAUUGGCAUCAACCAUUUCAACUCUAUGAGGAAUUCGUUUGGUGUUUCCCCACAAAGGAGCCACUACACGCUCUUUCUGGAUAUGUUAGGACGAGCGGGUCGUCUUACGGAGGCGGCAUGCACCAUUGAGGCCAUGCCCAUCCGUCCUGACGUGUCCAUGUACAAGAAUCUGUUAGCAUUUUGCGAGCUCCAUAAUGAUCUGGUUGUUGCAGAAAAUAUCACAAGGAAGGCACUGGAGUUAUACCCAUCGGACACAGUAUUUCAGAAUACCCUUUCAGGCAUCAGUGGUGCUCCUUGGAAACAUGAGUGUGGUGCUCCAUGGAAACACAGGAUGAAGAGUGAUGCAGAUAUUCAAGCUAAAGCCUAACAGAUGCGAGCUAAGAUCUGUUUCUCUAUGCCAGGUUCUUGGAUGCUUCCUAUAUGGAUUUCCCACCAAAAAAUAAGAGCCACAAGGAUUAUUCCUCAGGCUAUUUCUUUCGACAUCGAGCAUGGGCUUACGACAAGAGCAACGCAGGAUUUUGUCAGCGGUCUUUUUCCUCUUCAAGGAUUUUUAUAGAAAUUCCUCUGCAUUGAAAUCACAUGAGACAUUCUAUAAAAAUAAAAUAGAUUAUGUUCCACCCCAUUCUGAAUCAAGCUCUUUGAGAGUCACUGCAGUGCAGAGUAUGGUAUGUGGUAUCCACUUAGUCAGUAUACAAUGUCAAUGAUUUGAGUUCUGGGGCAAGGAUAGGAUAAGUGUUGGGAAACAAAUAAACAUCAUGUGGAAGAUUCUGAUCCAUCGACAUUUGCCGAAGUGUGGCUGGUUCUUAUAGGUCCUUCUCUGAUCCUUCACUCGUGAUGUUGCCGGUAAUUGAUUGCAACCACAUGGUGACUAUUCUUCGUAGACUUUUCUGGGAUAUAUAUUAGUUCCUUACAUGAACUGCUUGAAAAUGUUAUACAACACGUCGAGCACCGUAUCCAGUCUUCGUGCCACAAAUGACCAGAAGCGGAAAUUAUAUGCUAGAAGAUACACGAUACAAGGCUCCAGGUAUAAUUUGUAAAGCUUCACAACAAAUGACCAGAAGCGGAUAGAAUAUGCAAGAAGGUACACGAUAACAGGCUCCAGGAGGAAUUUGUAAAACUUCACGCAGGACUGGACUAGUGCUUCUGGAUUCUGUAGAAAAUCUGCAUGUAUAUAUACUUUCAUGCUUAGCUGGAUUUUAGGUAGUAUUAUGGUUUAUACUACUGAAGAGUUUAUACAUAUAUACAUACCUUCAGCUUGUUUUGGAAGUAGGUCGAACAAAAAGGUAACAAAUAGAAGUAUGUCCUGUAAGAAUUGGAAAUAUUCCAUGGAGGGCAAUUAGCUAGAGGUAUUCGUCAAUCAGACUAAUAUAGUUGGAUGCAGCAGCAAAAAUAAGCUAUUAGUAAUAGUAUGCCUACCAAUGCCAGAUUUACUGGUUUCACAGGUGACUCGUUGAAGAUGUGGACUUUCCUGCGGUGUCAAUUAGAGAACAUGCGACAUUAGAAAGAAAGAGAAUACCAAGGUGAGAGCACAAUAUUGUGUAGAAAUUAGAGAACAUGCUAUCACGAGUGGGUAUUAAUUUCAGCUACCUAAUAAGAAGGGCUUCUCCUUUUGCUGAACACAUGUAGAAGCUGCAGCCUCUGGAACUUACCAAGGUGCCAUAUUGCUGCAGCAACAGUGGGUUCUACUCCUUGACAAACCUCAUCAAUAGCAAAUUUGACAUUCUUUCUCAUAGCUUCCAUAAGCCUUGCGAAGUAUGCAAUAGUAUCCUGCAGUCAGCAAACUAGCUGUUGUGAGUAUGGGAACCUUGUUUUAAAUUAAUAGCUUGAUGGCCAAAUACGCAGGGGACUCAACCAUGAGUUAUUGGAGGAUAUGAGAGAAUGAGGUGCUGGUAAAACCUUGAUGUCCAGUGGUUUAUAAUAUGAAGUGUGCUUGACGGUGCAAUCAGGGUCAAUCAGCUCCAUGAGCCGUGCGAUGUCCUUGUCAUUGAGGGAGGAGCAGAACUCCUGGAUCACAUGUGUCAUGGGUGAAGAUGGUAAGGUAUUACCUCUGCGGUCAGCAUUGUUGAGUCCCCCCGUUGCAUUUGGCCCUGGUAUCGCUCGUCUGGGCUUUGGCGAAUAUUGUUGCCUCUCCCCCCACUCGACGCUUAUCUGCUGGCGCUGGGACAGUGGGCGUUGUUUUAGGUUGAAAGAGGGAGACUGGAAAGAGACAAGCGUGAGGGCAGAGUUCAUGGCGUUUGGGUGUUUGAAUGCAGAAAGAUGUGAAGGCAUAGAGGAAUGAGGUGUGAUAUAGUGUUGCUGGGCACUUUUGGUUGCUUGGCUAUUAGAGAAUGGAUCUGAGUAUAGCAGGGAGGCUUCCUGGCAUGGAAUAAUUAGCGUGGUGCAUUGCUAAAGCAUAAAGAUUUGUUACGAUAUGAAGUAAGGAAUGUCUGCCUACAUAAUUUAUGGAGUAUCAUGCCAAUCUGUAAAAGGGUAGUAUAACUUUGUUCCUUGGUUUUCUUUAUGCUCUGAUUUACUUUACAUUGAGUUCCUUGGUUGUCUACAGAAAAGAAGACAAGGAGGGACUUGUCAAGGAAGGAAGAAAGAGGAAGAGAAAAAGAAAGAGAAGGCUGUAUAUCUUGGGAAAAGGGAAAGGGAAAUUAAGGGGAAGAGGAAGACUGAGACUGAUUUUGGUUGUCGUCACUUCCAGAAGAAGACUGAGACUGCCUCUAAUACAGCGUCAAUGAUUUGAGUUCUGGAGCAAAAGUAGGAAGCCUCUGGGAAACAAACCAACAUCAUGUGGCAUAUUCUGAGCCAUUGACAGUCCCUAUACUGCAGCUGGUUGUUGUAGGUCCUUAGCUCAUCCUUUACCCGUGAUGUUACCGGAUCUUACCAAGGUGCCACAUCACGGCCACAGUGGGUUCUACUCCUUGACAAACCUCAUCGAUAGCAAAUUUGGCAUUCUUCCCCAUAACUUUCAUAAGCCUUGUGAAAGGACUGAGCCAUAGAGAUAUUGGAGCAGAUGAAAAAGUGAGAUGCAUGCGGGUAAAACCUUGACAUCCAGCGGUUUAUAAUAUGCAGUGUCCUCGAUGACGCAAUCAAGGGAAAUCAGCUUCUCGAGUCGUGUGAUGUCCUUGUCAUUGAGGGAGGAGUAGAACUCCUGAAUCACAUCUGUCAGGGGUGAAGAUGGUUGAAAGAAGAGGGAGACUGGAAGGAGACAAGCGCGAGGGCAGAAUUCAUGGUGUUUGGGUGUAUGCUUUGCAUGCAGAAAGAGGUGAAGGCAUAGUGGAACAAGGUGUGAUAUAGUCAUGUCGGGUUGGUGGGCAUUUCUGGUUGCUUGCUGGUUAGAGAAUGAAUCUGAGUAUACAUAGAGGGGAAGAAGCUUCCUGGCAUCAAAUGUUAAAGCAUGAACAUUUGUUUGUUACCAUAUGAAGUAAGGAAUCGCUUUGGAUAUAAUAUAUAGAGGCAGGCAAGGUAAGAAUCAUGCCAAUUUGUGAAAAGCAGCUUCAGGAAGAGGAGGAAGUGGGAACCUCAUUCUUCAUGGUCCUCGUCUCCUCCAGCGUGCCGGACACCACCAUGGCUCAUCUGCCUCAUCUUCUUUGAAUACUCUCCGCAUGGACGCCAGCUUACUUGGUUACGCCAUAGGAGCAAGAAUAGGAUGAGCCUCGGGAAAUAAACCAGGGUAUCUUUGAGAACUGCUAUUCUUCUGAAAAUGUGGGAUUUCCUGUGGUAUUGCCUCCUUACAUGAACUCCUUGCAUAUGCUAUACAAAAUGAGGAGUCCCGUAAUCAAUCCACCCGCCACAAAUCUGAAAAGACGCGCGGUAAGCUCCAUGCAGAGCUCGUAAAGCUUGACAAAGGACCCAAGCCCUUUUGUGUCCUGUAGAAUUUCUGCAUGUGUGUUUCCAUGCUUAGCUGGGUUUUAAGUGGUUCUAGUUUAUUACUGUACUAAAAAGUUGAAUUUAUGAAGCACAUACUUUCAGCUGAUUCUGGAUUUUUGUCGAACGAAUAGGCAACGGAAUGAAGUAUGUCCUGUAGGGAUUGGAAUAUUUCAUGAAACACAAUUAGCUAGAGGUAGUCAGACUAAGAAAUAUAGUUGGAUGCAGCAGCAGAAUUAUGCCUACCAGUGCCUGGUUUCCUUGUUUCACAGGUGACUCAUUGAAGAUAUGAACUUUCCUGCAGCGUGGGUGAAAACAUUUAUUUAUUACCCCCUCCGUAAAGAAAUAUAAGAGUAGUGGUCUAAAGGCUCUUAUAUUUCUUUACAGAGGGAGUACAUCUAAAAGAAAUAUAAUCUUCAAGAGAUGGAUGGAAAUAUAGAAACACGGUAUUAAUAUUAUAUGGAAAUUUUGAGAAUAUGUUUUCUUGAGAAUCUCUGCUACCUGAUAAGAAGCUCGUCUCCAUUUGCUGAACACGUGCAGAAACUAAGGCCUUGGGUAAAUGGGAUGAUCUUACCUUUCCACUCUGCAACAAGGAUCUUACCAAGGUGCCACAAUACCACGGCAGCAGUGGGUUCUACUCCUUGACAAAUCUCAUCGAUGGCAAAUUUGGCAUUCUCCCCCAUGGAUCCCAUGAGCCUUGCGAAAUAUGCAGAGAUAUUGGAGCAGAUGAGAGAAUAACCUUGAAGUUAAGUGGUUUGUAAUAGGAAGCGUGCUCGACGGUGCAGUCAGGGUCAAUCAGCUCCAUGAGCCGUGCGAUGUCCUUGUCAUUGAGGGAGGAAUAGAACUCGUGAAUCACAUCUGUCAGGGGGGAAGAUGGUAAGGCAUUAUCUCCAUCUCCAUGGAAAGCUUUGUUGAGACCCCUGGUUGCUUUUGGCCCUGGUAUUGAUCGUAUGGGCUUUGGCGAACAUUGUUGGCUCUUCCCCGACUUGGCGCUUAUCUUGUGUCGCCGGGACAAGAGGCGCUGUUUUGGGUUGAGAGAGGGAGAGUGGAAGGAGACAAGUGUGAGGGCAGAAUUCAUGGCGUUUGGGUGUUUGAAUGCAGAAAGAUGGCCAAUGCAUAGGGGAAUGAGGUGUGAUAUAGCAGCGUUGGUGGGCAUUUUUCGGUUGCUUGGUGGUCAGACAAGGAAUCCGACUGAGUACAUACAUAUGGAUGGAAUAAUUAGCAUGGUGGUGCAUUGCUAAAGCAUAAAAAUUCGUUAUGAUAUGAAGUUAGGAAUAUCUUCCUACAUAAUAAUGUACAGAGCCAGGCCAAUCAGUAAAAAG
Messenger RNA from Triticum aestivum (bread wheat), 6993 nucleotides. Its product is annotated as pentatricopeptide repeat-containing protein At5g52850, chloroplastic. The record is from RefSeq and is a predicted model, not a curated record. The transcript is spliced from 11 exons. The coding region runs from base 42 to 2186 and encodes 714 amino acids. Gene Ontology annotation, molecular function: RNA binding; protein binding. Lineage: Eukaryota; Viridiplantae; Streptophyta; Magnoliopsida; Poales; Poaceae. Gene Ontology annotation, biological process: RNA modification.